Carassius gibelio (silver crucian carp) is the source of this 1456-nucleotide messenger RNA. RefSeq names its product tumor protein D53. The transcript is spliced from 8 exons. Bases 127 to 747 code for a protein of 206 amino acids. Gene Ontology annotation, cellular component: cytoplasm. NCBI's taxonomy places the organism in Eukaryota, Metazoa, Chordata, Actinopteri, Cypriniformes, Cyprinidae. The record is from RefSeq and is a predicted model, not a curated record. Gene Ontology annotation, biological process: positive regulation of apoptotic signaling pathway; positive regulation of MAP kinase activity.
GGUAAUGGGCGGGGUUUGAGAGCAGAGGGCGCCUGUGUGCAUCGGUUUCUGUUGAACGGGAUAUUUCUCUGAACUGAAAGGUGCUGUUCAUGUGAACUGGACCAGCAUUUACACAGUACUGCAGAUAUGGAGCCCAGACAACAGGGUUCAUUGGACAAAGAGCCUUUAAAGGAAGUGGAUGAGGACAUAGUAUCAGAGGUGGAUCUCAACAACACUGUCACAGAAGAGGAGCGAGAAGAAAUGGAGAAUGAACUGACUAAGUUAGAAGAAGAAAUCACAACUUUAAAACAAGUCCUGGCCUCCAAAGAAAAGCGUCACUUGGAGCUGAAACAGAAACUUGGGAUCACACCCCUGUGUGAACUCCGACAGAACUUCUCCAAGAGCUGGUACGACAUGCAGACCAGCACUGCAUACAAAAAGACGUCGGAGACCCUGUCUACGGCAGGACAGCGGACCUCAGCAGCCUUCAGUAACCUGGGCAAUGCCAUCAGCAGGAAAUUCGGAGAUAUAAGGUCAUAUUCUCUUGGCUAUUCUAUACGGCAUUCAAUGAGCUUGCCUACAAUGAGGAACUCGCCUAGUUUCAAGUCCUUUGAGGAGAAAGUCGAAAGCACAGUUUCAAACAUUAAGCAGUCUAAAGUUGGAGGAACUGGAGGUGCGGGCAGUUUUGAAGAGGUCCUGUCUUCAGCGGCCCAAGCCAGCUCCCAGGACACCCCUACUAAUAACAUGACCAAGAACAAUGAAUGCUAAGGGUUUAAAUGGUCUACCAGUGAAACAUUGAUGACCCUUAAUGGUUUGGAGAGCACUGUGAAAAACUUGUUGGUGCAUUGUCUGUGCAAAAUAUUUCUUAACUUUUGCAUUGAAGAAAAACAACCAACUGGAGAAUGUUUAUUCUUUAAGUUCUUUUCAAAAUAUGUAUAUUUUUCGAGGAGACUGUCUUUGGAUUUAGUCCUGCAUUACUUUAUUAUUUAAACUAACUCAACAUUGUUUAACUGUAACAAAGCUUGAUACAUUUCCAAAAAUAAUGGCUGCGUAUACAAUCCUAAGAGAAGUACUUAAAAGAAUGUUUAACAAAAUGGAUGUUAGACUUUGUUUUCCUGAAUGUUAAUGCUUUUAUUCUUGCUGCAUGCCUAUAACUUCAGCACAUAUUUGCUGAUAACAGAUGCAAACAACUAAUUUAAAAAAGUGGAUUUACAUUUCACUGCAAUUUAUUAGCUUUUCUGAUAUGCCUGAUUUUAAAUGUAAUGUAUUGGAAACCAUAAUUGUCACUGGCCAAAAAUUAUUGUAUCCGUUUUUUUUUUUUUUUUCUUGAUACAUAAUGUGUUGCAGCUUUACUUAACAUUGACAUUGAAGUCAAUUGUUGUUUUAAGGAACAGGAUUUUAUAGCUAAAAUCUUUCUUCAAAGUCAUUCUCAGUGUUGAGAUGCCGUUUAUUAUUAAUGUCAUUAAACGUUUUUUUU